This is a messenger RNA of Erpetoichthys calabaricus (reedfish), 1706 nucleotides long. It is a transcript of the gene rdh14a, whose product is annotated as retinol dehydrogenase 14a. Bases 49 to 1020 code for a protein of 323 amino acids. NCBI's taxonomy places the organism in Eukaryota, Metazoa, Chordata, Cladistia, Polypteriformes, Polypteridae. The record is from RefSeq and is a predicted model, not a curated record. The transcript has 2 exons.
GCUGUAGUUAUUUUGCUACUUGUUUCGUGUCAGGAAUAUUAUAACUUCAUGUCGGCCGCAGUAUUUUUUGCCGCGGUGUUAGGCGGUGGGUUUAUAAUAAUUGCUCGCUGUUUUUUCAACAGGGCAUCAAAAUCCCAAAUAAUGUCUUUUUCCAAAGGCAUAAUGCAUGGAAAAACAGUUCUUGUUACGGGGGCAAACAGUGGUAUCGGCAAGGCCACUGCAGGCGAACUCUUGAAGCUCCACGCCAGGGUGAUCAUGGCUUGCCGGGAUAAGUCGACAGCUGAACAGGCUGCUACAGAGCUGCUUCAGGAGGUCGGUCCGGAUAGAGGCGAAAUAGUAAUAAAACACCUGGAUCUUGCAUCGUUAAAGUCUGUCCAUAACUUCUGUGAGGAGAUAAUCAAGGAAGAAUCAAGACUGGAUGUUCUAAUCAACAAUGCUGGAGUGUUCCAGUGCCCGUACACAAAAACAGAAGAUGGUUUUGAGAUGCAAUUUGGAGUCAACCAUUUAGGUCAUUUUCUUUUAACCAAUCUUCUUUUGGACCUUCUGAAAGCAUCUUCUCCCAGCAGGAUUAUAGUAGUGUCCUCAAAACUUUACAAAUAUGGGGAAAUCAAUUUUAAUGACUUGAACAGUGAACAGAAUUACAACAAAGGUUUUGCAUAUAGUAGGAGUAAGCUUGCCAAUUUACUGUUCACACAUGAGCUAGCAAAAUGCUUAGAAGACGCUGGAGUAACUGUAAACUCCCUGACUCCUGGAAUAGUUAAAACAAAUCUUGGUCGACAUAUAAAUAUUCCUUUCUUAGUAAAGCCAUUCUUUAACUUAGCCACAUGGGCUUUCUUUAAAACACCUUUAGAAGGAGCUCAGUGCUCUGUCUACUUGGCUUGCUCUUCAGAUGUAGAAGGUGUUUCUGGGAAAUGUUUUGCUAAUUGUAAAGAAGAAGAAUUACUGCCUAAAGCAACAGAUGAUGGUGUAGCAAAGAAACUGUGGGAUAUUAGUGAAGUUAUGGUUGGACUGACAAAAUAAAUGUAUAGUUCUUUGCAGAGUUUGACAAGUUGAACCAAGUAUGGUGUGCAUUUUUUUGCACAUUCAUUAACGCCAUCUACGACCAUCCAAGGUUUAAUUUCUGUGUGAUGAACCAUUUGAGCUCUUGACAGUACUAUUUUUUUAACUGGUAUUUUAUUUUUCAAUGUAAGAUAAUUGUGUCCAUUAUUCCAGAGAAGCUAUAAAUAAUCAGGAGGUUGGUAGAAAACACCCUUUGUGAUAAACAGGGGCAGGCCAUUUUUAAGUUUAACUUAUGAGAAAAUUUUGGUUGUUUUCUUAGUAAAUGGGUUAAACACAGCUGUUGUAACUUUUGCACAUUGGUAAUUAUGCCUUCAAAAAGGCAUCUAUGAUUCAUUUUUGUCCUUGUUCCAUACAAACAGGACAUUUUAAGCACAGAUUUAAUCUGUUGGCCACACACCCUGCCAGCCAUUUUCUCCAAAUUGGAAAUAUUUGGUUUGUGAUUGUUUGGUACAGUGCUUCCUUUGGCAUCAACUCAGAAGAUCAGAACUAAAUGUUGUUUUUGUAUUUAAAUCCCCAUGGCAGUGAAACAUUUUGAUUCACUGAUCAGAGUGUUGCCAAGCACACUAGAUUUACAAUGAUAUAUUAUGGAGCAGUCUCUUUAAAAAGUACAUUGAUGACUAAAUAUGGGAGUAAAGAUUUAAGAAUUA